Colias croceus (clouded yellow) is the source of this 2041-nucleotide messenger RNA. RefSeq names its product nicotinamide/nicotinic acid mononucleotide adenylyltransferase 1 (gene Nmnat). Gene Ontology annotation, biological process: NAD+ biosynthetic process. NCBI's taxonomy places the organism in Eukaryota, Metazoa, Arthropoda, Insecta, Lepidoptera, Pieridae. Gene Ontology annotation, molecular function: nicotinate-nucleotide adenylyltransferase activity; nicotinamide-nucleotide adenylyltransferase activity. Bases 158 to 1231 code for a protein of 357 amino acids. The transcript is spliced from 8 exons. The record is from RefSeq and is a predicted model, not a curated record.
UCAAAUCAUUAGUAAGUCGCUGUUGUUGAAAAUAAGUGGUUGUUGAAUUUGUAAAGGAAUUCCAAAAAUUAAAUCUUAUUUGAUUGUACGAUACCCAUAUGUUUUUAAUAACUUAGCCGUAUUAAGUGAUUUUAGUGUUUUUUGAUACAGACCCAAAAUGUCUCAAGGAAAAAUAGUACUGAUGGCUUGUGGCAGUUUCAGUCCUCCAACUUAUAUGCACUUACGUAUGUUUGAAAUAGCCAAGGAUUACAUACAUUCACUAAGCUUAGGCACAAUAGUUGGAGGUAUUGUGUCUCCUGUACAUGAUGCGUAUGGCAAGAAGGACCUUGUCGCUGCCAGUCAUAGGGUUGCCAUGUUAAAAUUAGCGUUGCGAUCGUCAGCAUGGGUCAAGGUGUCGGAGUGGGAGACGCAACAAGCGGGAUGGACGAGAACUAGGGCUUCUAUGCAGCAUCAUCAAGAUAUAUUAAACAACCACGCGCACCUAACAGAUCCGCCAUCUUGGUUGCCGGAUGACAUAUUAAACGUCAACAACAUUGACGACUACAACUCGAACCAGUUAAAUGGCAACACUGAUAAUGUCACUGUCAAGCUAUUGUGUGGCGCUGAUCUAUUGGAAUCCUUUGCUACGCCCGGCUUGUGGUCGGAUGAAGAUUUGGAAACAAUAUUGGGACAACACGGAAUUGUAGUCGUAUCAAGAGCGGGUAGCGAUCCGGGCAGGUUCAUAUAUGAAUCGGAUAUGCUUUAUAAAUAUAGGAGAAACGUAAUCCUCGUAACGAACUAUAUAGUGAACGAAGUGAGCUCGACGGUGCUCAGGCGGCUCGUGCGUCGUGGGGAGAGCGCCAAGUACCUGACCGAUGACGCGGUGCUCGCUUAUAUACGGCAGCACCGGUUGUACGGGGCCACGGCGGGUGUUACUGAGUAUAACACAGACAUAGCAUACGAUAGAUCACCGCAGGACGUCAUCAUGAAAUCACCCGAAGUGACCAGCUUCAAGAACAUACUCAUAUCCAUACGCGACAAACCAUCGAUAAUAGACGAAACCGUGACCAUAAAACGCGCUAAAAAGUCCAUAUUAGCGCACACAGAUACAGUGACGCCCAUGGACAAUCUGAAACCCAAGAUGGCGUACAUAGACAAGGUGUCGCCGAGCUACGUGCCUGGGAAGGCUGUCAAAAUCGUCAGUGACGUCACACAGCACACGUUCGAUAAGGGAGGCGGCUGUCCGUUGUAGCUGACGUGCUGCGCGACUUGCGACCAUAAAUCGCCGUACGCGCAAAUAUAAAUAAUAAUUCAAUGCAAAUUGUAGGGUAGUUGGAUAUUUGAAAGAUAAAUUUUGACGGUAGAUGUUUUUGAAAGACGGUAGUUGAAAGUAUUGGUUUGAAACCAUUGUAUUGUAAAUUUGUAAGAUAGCAUUCUAGAGAACAUUGUGAAAUUGUUUACGGAUUUGAUAUUGAAUCUACCGUCAAAACAAUAUAAAAAUCUAGUUUUACGAUACUUUGCUAAACUGUUUCGUUUUUGCAAGCGAUAAAAAAAUCAAAUCUACCGUCCAAUGGUAGCAAUGUUAAUGCAACAAAUUGCAGAACCUAAUUACUUUAUAAUUGUGUUUAUAUGCGUGUGGUAGUGUGAAACAUGGGCUGGCUCACUUAAAUAUAUAAAUGAAAAAAGACGUGUGGCACUCGGGGACUGCCGCGGUAAAGCUAUUGCAUAGCAUGCUUUCAAGCCACACCUCCGUGCCCGUCGGAGUGGGGAGCGUGAGGUUUUUCGUUACGGAAUUUCUGGAUUCUGUCCCCGCGCUCAAGGCCCGCGAUAGAAGCUAUGCAAUAGCUUAAAAAAAAGUAGUAUAAUAAGUGUAAACAUCAUAUGAGCGCACCUUUAUUAACAAGAAUGAAAUAGCACGUUGAUCGUGAUGAAAGAAAGAGACAAAGUUUAAUUUGUUAAGUUUAGUUUGAAGGUGAGAAAUUUAAAUGUCUGUUUUAUAUCUUAAAGGGGGAAAUAUGUAAUACAUUUUUAUUCGUGUUACAAGUUUCGUUGAUAAUCGUUU